Dromaius novaehollandiae (emu) is the source of this 1423-nucleotide messenger RNA. RefSeq names its product basic proline-rich protein-like. The transcript has 5 exons. Bases 580 to 1407 code for a protein of 275 amino acids. The record is from RefSeq and is a predicted model, not a curated record. NCBI's taxonomy places the organism in Eukaryota, Metazoa, Chordata, Aves, Casuariiformes, Dromaiidae.
AGGCCGCAGAGCGUAGCCAGAGGCAGUGGGGGGGAACGGUGGCCCGCAGAGGACAAUCCCCUCCCAAAGCGCAACCGAAAUUGAAACGGGGGGGCAGAGCGCCCGCCCCGGACGCCUGGGCCCCUAGGGGGGCAGCCUGUGCUCGGGGGCGGGGGGGGGCGGUCCCGUCCCGCCCAGCAGCCUGGGGAAGGGCAGAGUUCAGGGGUGGCGGUUUCGGGGCCCCUCAAAGACAGGGCUGAGUUCAGGGGUGGUGGUUUCAGGGCCCCCCCAUACGGGCAGAGUUAAGGGGCGGCGGUUUUGGGGCCCCCCCCCCCAGUGAAAGACAGAGUUAAACAACGGUUUCGGGCCCCCCCCAGGGAAAGGCAGCGAUAAGGGGCGGAAGUUUCCUGUCCCCGAGUUCAGGGGUGCUGGUUUCGGGGCCCCCCGAGGAAGGGCAGAGAUAAGAGGCGGCGGUUUCGCCCCCCCGGGGGGGGGGCGAGCGCAGGGCAGCGGUUUCGGGGGGGCCCGGCCCGGCCCAGCCCUUCCUCUUCCUCUUCUGGUGACUUCUGCAAUCGCUGGGGCAGCGGGUGCCAGGACGCCAUGGGCACGGGGCUCCCCCUCCUCCUGCUCCUCCUCGGCUGCUUCGUGGCGGGGUCGUGCGGGGCCACGGACUCCCCGUCCCCGUCCCCGUCCCUGAAGCCGGAGGCGGGGGCCUGGCUGCCGUCCGCGGUGUCGCUGAGCUGCCGCGGCGCCUGGAGCCACUUCCUGCUGCUGCGCGACGGCCGCCCCGACCCCGGCAGCGAGCACAUGGCCACCAGCACCAGCGGCCUCGUCUUCUUCACCCCCCGCGCCGGCGGCAACUUCACCUGCCGCGGCGGCGACGGCAACGGCAACGUCACCUCCGCCCCCAGCAACACCGUGCUCCUGCUGGACACCGACCCCCGGCUGCCGCCGCCGCAGCUCUGGGUGGUGCCGGAGCCGCCGCAGCCGCCGCCGGAGCCGCCGCAGCCGCCGGUCCCAGCGCGGGUGGUCGAGGGCUCCCCCCUGGCCCUGGCCUGCCGCGGCCCCCCCGGCGCCCCCCCCGCCACCUUCCGGCUCUUCCGGGGGGGCCCCGGGGGGGCCGUGGGGGGGGGGCAGCGGGUGCCGGCCGGGGGCACCGCGCGCUUCACCCUGGGGCCCCUGAGCCUCCCCGACAACGGCUCCUACUACUGCACCUACAACCCCGGGGGGGCCGCCGGGGGGGCUCCCCCCCCAGCCCCCCCCAGGAGAUCCACGUGGAAGUGGUGGAGCGCCCCCACCCCGGACGCCCCAACUGGCCGGGCUGCCGGCCCUGGGCUGCGGGGGGCUGAGCCCCCCCCACGUCCCGGACGCCUGGGCCCUCGCUCCCCGUCCCGGAUGCCUGGGCCCACCUCCGCUCCGCCUCAAUAAAGCAGCAUCUCCCGGA